GGAAGAGUAAAGUUUAACCUCUGAACUGAGAUCAGGUACUCCACUUCUCUAACAAUAAAUAUCGCAGUUUGGGUCGCAUUAACUGAUCUGAGAUAACCCUCUAACAUCGUUUUAAAGAUGGCAGCCUCCUUCGGACGUUUAUUGAAACCUUGGAAAUCGAGUCUGUGUUUCGUGAGAUGGAGUCGGUAUAACCCAUACUAUCUGGAUCCUGAUCCCAGUAAAGAUGCUCACAGUGUUCCAGAAUCAGAUCUCAGUCCUGAACAGAAAGAGUUGAGAGAACUCAAAACAGUGAGACCAAUAAAAGCUGCUUUAUCAAGCGCCACCAGCUCUCCUUUCGACGACCCUGUGAUCAGCAAGUUUAUUAACAUGAUGAUGCAGGAUGGGAAUAAAAUCCUUGCUAGAGGAAUCGUGACACAGACACUGGAGACCAUGAAGAGGAGACAGGUGGAGAAAUAUCACAAAUCUCCUCCAAACAAGAGAGAAGACAUUGAGUGUAAUCCGUACGCCAUCUUCCAUCAGGCCCUAGAAAACUGCAAACCCAUCAUUGGUCUGGCCAGCAUUCAGAAAGGAGGAAAGUUCUACCAGGUGCCCGUCCCGCUCACAGAUAACCGAAAGCGUUUUCUGGCCAUGAAGUGGAUGAUCACAGAAUGCAGAGACAACAAACACCGUCGCACACACAUGUAUGAAAAACUCUCACAGGAGCUGCUGGCUGCCUUCUCUAAUGAAGGAAACGUAGUGAAGCGCAAGCACGACCUUCACAAGAUGGCCGAAGCCAACCGGGCAUACGCUCACUACCGCUGGUGGUAGAGAGAGAGGGAUGAUCUAGACACAUAGACAAUGGACAUUCUCACUUCUCACUAGCUGCAUCAAGAAUUCUGGUGGACAUUUAUCCAGAAAAAAUAAGAGACAUUACAGUGUUUGUUAUCUUGUAACUGCAGUUUGUCUUUGUAUAAAAAAUAAAAUGAAAGUUCAAAGAAA
Messenger RNA from Triplophysa rosa, 978 nucleotides. Its product is annotated as 28S ribosomal protein S7, mitochondrial-like. The transcript is spliced from 5 exons. Gene Ontology annotation, molecular function: mRNA binding; rRNA binding; structural constituent of ribosome. Gene Ontology annotation, biological process: ribosomal small subunit assembly; translation. Gene Ontology annotation, cellular component: ribosome. Lineage: Eukaryota; Metazoa; Chordata; Actinopteri; Cypriniformes; Nemacheilidae. The record is from RefSeq and is a predicted model, not a curated record. Bases 118 to 807 code for a protein of 229 amino acids.